AUGCCAACCCCAGAAUCCGCCCUCUUCCUUGCAAAAAAGCCCCAAGUCCCGCCAACCUUCAAAGGAGUAGACUACGCGGAUACGCCACGGCUGAAGGCAGCGCAGGAUGCUAUUAUUAGGGAACAAUGGGUUAAGAGCAUGAUGGCUAGGUUAAUACGGGACGAAUUGGGGAAGUGUUAUAUUAAGGAAGGGGUUAAUCAUUUGGAGAAGUGUGGGGGUCUGAGAGAAAGAUACUUUGAGGCAUUGAAGGAUGCCAAGGUACGAGGGUAUUUGUUUCAGCAGCAGAAUUAUGUUCCAGGGGAUGAGUGA
Messenger RNA from Letharia columbiana, 309 nucleotides. RefSeq lists its product as uncharacterized. The record is from RefSeq and is a predicted model, not a curated record. Lineage: Eukaryota; Fungi; Ascomycota; Lecanoromycetes; Lecanorales; Parmeliaceae. The transcript is spliced from 2 exons. The coding region runs from base 1 to 309 and encodes 102 amino acids.